AUGAAACAAAAAUGCAACAGUAAAAGAAAAACAACAAAAAGCAAAAGCAAAACAUAAAACAUGAAGAUAGAGAGAGAGAUAACUCACCUGAUGCACCCACGACACAAACUGAGGCUCGAGUACACUGAGAUCCCCUACAACUGUGAUGGGUGCAAGGAAGCUGGUAUUGGCUACAAAUACAAGUGCCAACAAUGUGGAUUCAACUUGCACAAGGUUUGUGCCGUUGGUGCCCCCAGAAUCACCCAUCCUUUCUAUGAAAAAUGUGAAUUUAAAUUAUACUAUUAUCCCCCUGGCAAAGGAAAGCGAGUGUGUGAUGCAUGUAGAACUUAUGUUCAUGGAUUUGUGUACCACUGCAAUAGUUGUGACUUCGAUCUCCAUCCUUGUUGUGCAAACCUCCCACAAGUCCUUGAUGAUGGUAAACACAAUCUUUACCUGUGUAACAAGCUCUCAAGCUCAUGCCAUAGCUGUGGAGGGAAGGGACUCGGUUGGUCGUACAGGUCGCAGUGCAAAACUUAUAACCUUCAUCUGUCAUGUGUGAAAGAGAUGCUGGUGGAAAGCUGGCAAGCCAUAUAUUUCAAUGUGGAUAAGAAUAAGGUUAGGCAAAUGCAUACUUCUAUCCCAAGCCUCAAGGGAUCACUGCAAAAUCGUCCUGGGGCAAGAGGAACGGUUAAGAAGUAUGGUCAGAUGGCUGGUACUGCAGCUCGUGCCAUUAUCUCCGCCAUUUUGGGGGACCCUACAGCUAUAGUAGCAGCUGUAAUUGGUGGCAUCAUAUCAAAAUAAAAGAACUCUAGAAAAUGUCUAACGUCAUUAUGAAAAGGGAAAGUGCAGUAUCAAGUAAACAAAAUUCUGUUCACAAUUCUCAGGUCCGUGCAGAAGAAUAGGAACUACUUUCAAGCAUAUUUUUCCAAUUCUAUUUCUGCCAAGGAGAAUAUAAUUGAGAAUGGUGAUCUUGAAUACUGAAAACUAAACUUCAUUUUGGUCAUAUGUAACUACUUGUCUUGUCCGUAGGGAACAUAUAAACUCCACGAACUUGGAUA
Molecule: messenger RNA, 1037 nt
Organism: Cucumis sativus (cucumber)
Lineage: Eukaryota; Viridiplantae; Streptophyta; Magnoliopsida; Cucurbitales; Cucurbitaceae
Exons: 2
Coding region: 61-780 (239 amino acids)
Source: RefSeq, a predicted model, not a curated record